Messenger RNA from Megalopta genalis, 1795 nucleotides. Its product is annotated as histone-lysine N-methyltransferase SETMAR. NCBI's taxonomy places the organism in Eukaryota, Metazoa, Arthropoda, Insecta, Hymenoptera, Halictidae. Gene Ontology annotation, molecular function: histone methyltransferase activity; zinc ion binding; protein binding. The record is from RefSeq and is a predicted model, not a curated record. Gene Ontology annotation, cellular component: nucleus.
UUUACGAUGAACACAGAGGUAAAUAUGGAAGCGACUGGAAGCGCGGACGAAUACGAGCAUAAUAUUCCGAAUGUUAUGUACAUAACGAAUAACAUACCUGGCCCGGGUAUAGAUCUAGAUGACUUUGAAUCAGAAUACUUGCUAGGUUGUUCGUGUAUAGAGAAAUGCUCGGAUGGUUGUUCGUGUACACGUGGUUCUCCAAAUUACCUCAAUGAUCGACUACUCGAUGAGAAACUGGAUGGACCCGUUAUCGAGUGCAAUCCUAAUUGCGCCUGUAGGGAAACUUGUGGAAAUAGAGUGGUACAACGAGGUCCGAUGGGCUGUUUGAUGGUGUCUCGGAUAGAUGGAAAAGGUCUUGGCUUGGUUACCGCUAAAUUCAUUGAAAAAGGGCAAUUCGUUUGCGAGUACGCCGGCGAGGUGAUAAGCAUUGAAGAAGCUAGGCAAAGAGUAGAGGCGAAUAAGAACAGUAUGAAUUACGUUUUGGUGGUUUCUGAACAUGUCGGAGAUCGGAGUAUCGUAACGUGUAUAGACCCAAAAUAUUUUGGUAACAUUGGACGAUACUGUAACCAUAGCUGCGAACCGAAUGCUAGUCUUAUGCCUAUCAGAGUGGAAGCGCUAGUGCCUCGAUUAUGUUUGUUCGCAUCUAAGAAUAUAGCUAUCGGGGAGGAAAUCACUUUCAACUAUGCCGGAGGAGUUCCUAAUUCUGUCCAGGAAAUCAGCAACACACCCUGCCUUUGUGGUUCUAACAAUUGUGUCGGCUAUUUGCCUCAUAAUUUUAUUUAAAGAUAACCGAAAGUAAGAGCCGUUGUUGUAGAAUUAUUUUGUUUGGAUACGUUGUGCGAUUAGGUGCAUCUUCGUUUAUUUAUGUGCAAGAUGCUGAACGAGAACUGCCAUCUAAGAUCACUUGUUUCAUGUUAAUUGUACUAAAAGACCUUUUAAAUGAAUUAGAAAUGAUCAUUCUUGUUGAUAUCAAUCGGAGAUGAGUUGUUUUAAAUAAUAGCUUUUAUUAACUCGCUAUGUAUUAUAUGUAGCAUUUUAAUUUCAAUCGUAGACAUAGAAUGUCCAUGUGCCAAUCGAUUAAAGAAAUUUUUAUUGGUUGGCAGUUUAAAUGGAAUUACAGAUUAAUUUGUUUGCAGUCUGCUUGUUUACAGGUUUAAACUAGUGUUAGCAUUAACUGAUCAAAGGAAACGUGUUUGUUGCACGUUCGUGUCUAUAAUUCAUAGUCCAGAAAUUAGUUUCUCGUUGAAGCGAGAAGAAAUAAAAUGCUUCGAAUAAUGAUGCAAUAUGUUGCUAAACAUAGAGAAGAACAUUCAAGCCACAGUUCUCUAAUGAAUCGAAUUUAACGAAUUGGAGCAAGGUGACAUAGUUAUCCUGUUGAUGAAACGUCAUUGUUUCAACUGCAUCGACUUGUAAUAUUCAAUGUACUACACAUUUGAAAUGUUUUUGUAAUCGAUGUAUUAUGUAAGUUAUGCUUUAUAUAAUGGUACAGUGUACACAUAUUUGUACAAAUAUACAUACAUUACAUACACGCGCGCGCGCACGCACACAGGUAUAAAUAAAUAAAUAAAUAAAGAUGUAAGGUUUGCGCAUAUACAUAUUAUACAGUUCAAUAAUGGUUCUGGCGGGUACUGUUCAAUGCAAAGUGUUUUCUAAUGUAUUUAAUAUUAUUGUUUACAUUGAAAAAGAAACUGUUAAAAAAAUCCAGAUUUCUCACGAUACUUAGUAACAUAAUGUAAAAGCACGUUGUAUUUUAAUCUUUGAAUUGAAUAAAGUACCGAAAUGUGUAAAAAAAAAA